Olea europaea var. sylvestris is the source of this 3980-nucleotide messenger RNA. Its product is annotated as DExH-box ATP-dependent RNA helicase DExH6-like. Lineage: Eukaryota; Viridiplantae; Streptophyta; Magnoliopsida; Lamiales; Oleaceae. The transcript has 14 exons. Gene Ontology annotation, molecular function: RNA binding; ATP binding. Gene Ontology annotation, cellular component: intracellular anatomical structure. The record is from RefSeq and is a predicted model, not a curated record. The coding region runs from base 228 to 3707 and encodes 1159 amino acids.
UAAUACAGAAGGUGUAGGCACGAGAAAGGCAAACAUCGUACACUUCAUUUGCGCGUUCAUCUGCAAAUGCAUUCCGCUCCUUCUCCUCAAUCUUCUUCUCCGAUUCUACCGACAGGACUCAACUGAGACAAUAAAUUUUCAAUCCCCAUUUCACCAAGAAAAAAAUAGACAGUAUACCAAAAAGGAAAAAAACAAUAGGUAAAACGGGGAAGAAAAAGAAGAGAAAAAUGGCAACAGAAGCAUCCGGCGGGGCUGUGAAGAAGAGGCAGAAAAAAGGGAAAAUCGUGCAAGAAGUUACCAAAGUUUCCGAAGCCACUCGAAUUAAUGUGUCCAAGAUUCUUGAAGAGUUCCGUAAAUCUGACGAUGAAGUGUAUACAUUUGAAGCUAAUCUGUCGAAUCGAGAUCGAGCUGCAGUGCAUAUCCUAUGUAGAAAAAUGGGACUGGUGUCCAAGAGUUCUGGGGGCGGUGAUAAUCGACGAGUUUCUGUUUAUAAGACCAAAAAGGAAGUGGGCAAACAGGGGAAGGAAAAUCUUGUUUCUUUCAGAUUUUCAGCAGAAGCAAAAGAUGUUUUACAGGAUUUGUUUUCUCGGUAUCCCCCUGAUGACGUAGAGAUGUCUGAGAAUAACGUUGGAGAAAGUUCUGGUAGAACUGAUAUAGUACAACCAAGAAAAGAUGACAUAUUUUGCAAACCUGCAAUGACCAAGUCUGAAAUUGAAAGUCAGGUGGUAUCGCUUGCUUCAAGAAUAGAGAAUUCCCCAUACUUGAGACAGAUCACCGAGGAGAGGUCUAAGCUUCCAAUUGGAUCUUUCAGGGAUACCGUUACAUCAGCUUUGGAAUCUCAUCAGGUUGUGCUCAUAUCUGGUGAAACUGGAUGCGGAAAAACGACGCAGGUCCCACAGUUUCUUCUAGAUCACGUGUGGGGUAAAGGAGAGACAUGUAAAAUUGUUUGUACUCAGCCACGGCGAAUCUCUGCCACAUCAGUGGCAGAGAGAAUUGCUACAGAAAGAGGGGAAAAUGUUGGAGAUACAGUAGGGUACAAGAUACGGCUGGAGAGCAAAGGUGGGAAACAUUCUUCUCUUCUGUUUUGCACCAAUGGGAUUUUGUUGAGGGUUUUAGUUAGCAAAGGAGCUUUUAAGGAUACUGAAAAUUAUGUCUCCGACUUAACCCACAUCAUUGUGGAUGAAAUUCACGAAAGGGACCGCUACUCUGAUUUCAUACUAGCAAUUAUCAGAGACAUGCUUCCUUCAUAUCCUCAUUUGCGUCUGGUGUUGAUGAGUGCAACAAUUGAUGCUGAACGAUUUUCAGAUUAUUUUGGUGGCUGUCCUAUUAUUCGAGUUCCUGGGUUUACUCAUCCUGUGAAAAGUUUCUAUCUAGAGGAUGUACUUCCUAUACUGAGAUCAACAGAAAACAAUCACCUAAAAUGUACUUCAGAUGAUGUGACAAUGGAGGACUCUAUCUUAACUGAGGAGUACCGAGUAGCUCUUGAUGAAGCUAUUGACUUGGCUUUGUCAAAUGAUGAGUUUGAUCCCCUCCUUGAUUUAAUAUCUUCUGAAGGGGGUCGAAAAAUCUUCAAUUAUCAGCAUUCUAUAACUGGAGUUACUCCACUGAUGGUAUUUGCUGGAAAAGGCAGAAUUGGUGAUAUUUGUAUGCUCCUCUCUUUUGGUGUGGACUGCCAUUUACAAGCCAGUGACGGAAAUACUGCUCUUGAUUGGGCUGAGCGAUUUAAUCAUGUAGAAGCUGCUGAAAUUAUUAAAAAACACAUUGAGAAAACCUUUUCCCACACCGAGGAGGAAAAAUUACUCAAUAAAUACUUAUCUACUGUUGACCCUGAACUAAUUGAUUAUGUGCUCAUUGAGCAGCUACUGAGAAGAAUAUGUACUGACUCAAAGGAUGGAGCCAUUCUUGUUUUCCUCCCAGGUUGGGAUGAUAUAAAUAAAACAAGAGAGCGUUUGCAAUCUAGCCCCUUUUUCAAGGACGCAUCCAAAUUUGUCAUUAUAUCUCUUCAUUCCAUGAUCCCUGCAAUGGAACAAAAGAAAGUUUUUAGACGGUCCCCUCCAGGAUGCCGCAAAAUUGUUCUUUCCACUAAUAUUGCUGAGACUUCUCUCACCAUUGAGGAUGUUGUUUAUGUCAUAGAAAGUGGACGAAUGAAAGAAAAAAGUUAUGAUCCAUAUAAUAAUGUGUCAACUCUUCAUUCUUCUUGGAUUUCAAAAGCAAGUGCAAAGCAACGUGAAGGACGUGCUGGACGGUGCCAACCAGGGAUUUGCUAUCAUCUUUACUCAAAACUUAGAGCAGCUUCCUUGCCAGACUUCCAAGUUCCUGAGAUUAAGAGGAUUCCAAUAGAAGAGCUAUGUUUGCAGGUGAAGCUUCUAGAUCCAUCUGGCAGAAUAGAUCAAUUUUUGCAGAAGACAUUGGACCCACCAAUUCAUGAGACCAUACGUAAUGCGAUCAUAGUUCUUCAAGAGAUCGGCGCACUGACACUUGAGGAGAAACUUACAGAACUUGGGGAGAGGCUUGGAUCUCUGCCAGUUCAUCCACUUACGAGCAAGAUGCUUCUUAUUGCAAUUUUAUUGAACUGUUUGGACCCAGCAUUGACCUUAGCUUGUGCUUCUGACUAUAGAGACCCAUUCACUCUGCCCACACUACCUAAUGAAAAGAAGACAGCUGUAGCUGCAAAAUCUGAGCUAGCUUCACUUUCUGGUGGCCUUGGUGAUCAGUUAGCUGUAGUAGCCGCCUUCCAGGGAUGGAAAAUUGCAAAGGGAAAGGGUGAAGAAUCUCGGUUUUGUUCUCGCUACUUCAUAUCUUCAAGCACUAUGAGAAUGAUAUCACGAAUGCGAAAUCAACUGGAGAAUGAAUUACGACGGAAUGGUUUUCUACCAGAAGAUGCAUCUAAUUGUAGCCUAAAUGCCCGGGACCCAGGAAUAGUCCAUGCUGUCCUUGUUGCCGGUCUUUACCCGAUGGUUGGAAGACUGCUUCCACCUAAAAAUGGUAAGAAGCCCAUUGUGGAGACUUCAAGUGGUGAUAAGGUUCGGUUGCAUCCCCACUCAACCCUUUUCAAGUUAUUGUUUAAAAAAUUUAGCAUUCAACCUUUGAUCAUGUUUGAUGAGAUAACUCGUGGAGAUGGGGGGUUGCACAUUAGAAAUGGUAGUAUUGUCGGUCCGCUUCCAUUAUUAUUAUUGGCCAUGGAGAUUGUAGUGGCUCCAGCAAAUGAGAAGGAUGUUGAGGGUAACGAUAGUGGCUAUGAAGAUACAGAUGUCGAUGAUAGUGAUGAAGAUAAAAAAGAGAGUCAUGAUAAGUCAAAUGCUCGCCGCGAAGAGGACGUUAUGUCCUCUCCUGAUAAUGCAGUUAAAGUCAUUGUUGAUGGGCGUCUUCCUUUCGAAUCAACAGCGCUUGAUGUCGCUCAAAUUUACUGCCUGAGAGAGAGACUCUCUGCAGCAAUAUUAUACAAAGUGACCCAUCCGCGGAAAGUUCUUCCAGAACAUCUUGGAGCCUCUUUGUAUGCAAUUGCCUGUGUUCUAUCGUACGAUGGAAUGUCUGAGAUCUCAUUGCCAUUGGAAACCGUGGACUCGCUAUCUACAAUGAUUCGUGCUGCCGAUAUUGGUCAGUCGAAUGGUAGGAAGAAAAUGGCGACGAAUCAGUAUCCAAAACAUUAUAAGCCGCUGACGAACCAUGGGAAGCACCAGAAUUCUGUCCCAAUAUCAAAAAGGUAGUUCUACUAUUGAUAUUGUAAAGCGUGAAUCCACAUCAGUAGCUUGCAUUCACCAGUUCCAUUCUUCCGGGCAUCACUGAGAUACACAGAAAACUCGUAAAGGUACUGCAAAACCAGAUUUUGCACUGCCAUGAUGAGAUAGUAUUUAAGAUGUUUGGUUUUAUCGUGAUGGCUCCUAGUCGCGUACAAGCAUUAAUCUUUUAUUAAUAUAGCAUUAGUUGUCCGUUCUGCAUGUUGUAAUCAAAAUGACCUCACUAUCCUCACUGAAAAAAAA